This is a messenger RNA of Ophidiomyces ophidiicola, 318 nucleotides long. RefSeq names its product ubiquinol--cytochrome-c reductase subunit 6 (gene QCR6). The transcript has a single exon. NCBI's taxonomy places the organism in Eukaryota, Fungi, Ascomycota, Eurotiomycetes, Onygenales, Onygenaceae. The record is from RefSeq and is a predicted model, not a curated record. Bases 1 to 318 code for a protein of 105 amino acids.
AUGGGCCUAUCGGAGCUUUUCGCCGACUUCGUGAGCGCCGUCGGCUUCACGGAAGUCCAGGCUGAGGCGCCGCCUGCGGAGGAUACUCCUGCCCCAGUCGAAGAGGCUGAGGAGGACGCCCCCGAAGCCGCUGCCGAAGAAGCCGAGGAAGCCGAGGAAGAGGACGCAGAAGAGGAAGAAGAGGAGGAGGAGGAGGAGGAAGAGCCAGAAGAUAUCAAGCCCAAGUUGGAGGAGGGUGAGUUCUUACGCUCUGCUGUUUUGAGCUUUGGUUCUGUCGACAAGAUUGUUGGAGCGUCGAAGCGGCCGGAUGGUUUUUAG